This is a messenger RNA of Symphalangus syndactylus (siamang), 2287 nucleotides long. RefSeq names its product purinergic receptor P2Y2 (gene P2RY2). The record is from RefSeq and is a predicted model, not a curated record. Gene Ontology annotation, cellular component: plasma membrane. Gene Ontology annotation, molecular function: G protein-coupled purinergic nucleotide receptor activity; A1 adenosine receptor binding; G protein-coupled UTP receptor activity. Lineage: Eukaryota; Metazoa; Chordata; Mammalia; Primates; Hylobatidae. Gene Ontology annotation, biological process: positive regulation of mucus secretion; blood vessel diameter maintenance; phospholipase C-activating G protein-coupled receptor signaling pathway.
CGGCUUCGGGGGUGGGGAACAGCGCAGGGAGGUGGGUAGUCGGGCUCCCAGGCACGUGGGUCUCUGCGGCGGCGGCGGGACGCGGGCACUGGCACCCGGGAGCGGCGGCGACGGCACCCCGAGCGGAGAAGCGCAGCGCAGGGGCGAGAGGAAACCACAUGACUGCAAUGUGAAAAGUGGACAGACGGGGCAGGGGUGGAGGCACGGAGGCCAGUGAGGAGGCUGGUGCUGUGGACUGUGGAAGCACAGGCCUCAGGCUGCAGUGUGGGGACCGCGUGGCGCAUGUCCGAGGAAUUUCACUGGUUGAACUAACAGGACUUGGAGCCCCCUGUGGCGGCAGCACUGCUUGCCCAGAAAAAUGCUGGAGGCUGGGCGUGGCCCCAGGCCUGGGGACCUGUUUUUCCUGUUUCCCGCAGAGUUCCCUGCAGCCCGGUCCAGGCGUGUGCAUUCAUGAGUGAGGAACCCAAGCAGGCGCUGAGCAUCCUGACCUGGAGAGCAGGGGCUGGUCAGGGCGAUGGCAGCAGACCUGGGCCCCUGGAAUGACACCAUCAAUGACACCUGGGAUGGGGAUGAGCUGGGCUACAGGUGCCGCUUCAACGAGGACUUCAAGUACGUGCUGCUGCCUGUGUCCUACGGCGUGGUGUGCGUGCUUGGGCUGUGUUUGAACGCCGUGGCGCUCUACAUCUUCUUGUGCCGCCUCAAGACCUGGAAUGCGUCCACCACGUAUAUGUUCCACCUGGCUGUAUCUGAUGCACUGUAUGCGGCCUCCCUGCCGCUGCUGGUCUAUUACUACGCCCACGGCGACCACUGGCCCUUCAGCACGGUGCUCUGCAAGCUGGUGCGCUUCCUCUUCUACACCAACCUUUACUGCAGCAUCCUCUUCCUCACCUGCAUCAGCGUGCACCGGUGUCUGGGCGUCUUACGUCCCCUGCGCUCCCUGCGCUGGGGCCGGGCCCGCUACGCUCGCCGGGUGGCCGGGUCCGUGUGGGUGUUGGUGCUGGCCUGCCAGGCCCCCGUGCUCUAUUUUGUCACCACCAGCGCGCGCGGGGGCCGCGUAACUUGCCACGACACCUCGGCGCCCGAGCUCUUCAGCCGCUUCGUGGCCUACAGCUCAGUCAUGCUGGGCCUGCUCUUCGCGGUGCCCUUUGCCGUCAUCCUUGUCUGUUACAUGCUCAUGGCUCGGCGACUGCUAAAGCCAGCCUACGGGACCUCGGGCGGCCUGCCUAGGGCCAAGCGCAAGUCCGUGCGCACCAUCGCCGUGGUGCUGGCUGUCUUCGCCCUCUGCUUCCUGCCCUUCCACGUCACCCGCACCCUCUACUACUCCUUCCGCUCGCUGGACCUCAGCUGCCACACCCUCAACGCCAUCAACAUGGCCUACAAGGUUACCCGGCCACUGGCCAGUGCUAACAGUUGCCUUGACCCUGUGCUCUACUUCCUGGCUGGGCAGAGGCUCGUACGCUUUGCCCGAGAUGCCCAGCCACCCACUGGCCCCAGCCCUGCCACCCCGGCUCGCCGCAGGCUGGGCCUGCGCAGAUCCGACAGAGCUGACAUGCAGAGGAUAGAAGAUGUGUUGGGCAGCAGUGAGGACUCUAGGCGGACAGCGUCCACGCGGGCUGGUAGCGAGAACACUAAGGACAUUCGGCUGUAGGAGCAGAACAGUUCAGCCUUCGCGGGUUUAUACUGGGAAGCUGUAGAGGACCAGGACUUGUGCAGAUGCCACGGUCUCCCCAGAUGUGGACCAUCAGUGACUCAUGCUGGAUGACCCCAUGCUCUGUCAUUUGACAAGGGCUCAGGAUAUUCGCUCUGUGGUCCAGAGUCAACUGUUCCCAUAACCCCUAGUCAUCGUUUGUGUGUAUGAGUUGGGGGAAUUAAGUUUCAAGAAAGGCAAGAGUUCAAGGUCAGUGACACCCCUGGCCUGACUCCCACGCAAGUAGCUGGCUGUACUGCCAAGGUACCUAGGUUGGAGUCCAGCCUAAUCAAGUCAAAUGGAGAAACAGGCCCAGAGAGGAAGGUGGCUUACCAAGGUCACAUACCAGAGUCUGGAGCUGAGCUAUCUGGGGUGGGGGCCAAGUCACAGGCUGGCCAGAAAACCCUGGUAAGUAAUGAGGGCUGAGUUUGCACAGUGGUCUGGAAUGGACUGGGUGCCACGGUGGACUCAGCUCUGAGGAGUACCCCCAGCCCAAGAGAUGAACAUCUGGGGACUAAUGUCAUAGACCCAUCUGGAGGCUCCCAUGGGCUAGGAGCCAGUGUGAGGCUGUAACUCAUACUAAAGGUUGUGUUGCCUGCU